This is a messenger RNA of Alligator mississippiensis (American alligator), 2555 nucleotides long. It is a transcript of the gene PNN, whose product is annotated as pinin, desmosome associated protein. The transcript is spliced from 9 exons. Gene Ontology annotation, cellular component: catalytic step 2 spliceosome. Bases 100 to 2172 code for a protein of 690 amino acids. NCBI's taxonomy places the organism in Eukaryota, Metazoa, Chordata, Crocodylia, Alligatoridae. The record is from RefSeq and is a predicted model, not a curated record.
GCUCUCUGAUUGGCGGGGCGCGGGCGGGCGGCACGUCUCGCUCCCCGUUACCCAGCGGUGCUUUGCGCUAGGCCGCAGUUAGGCCACGCUGCGGGCGGGAUGGCGGUGGCGGUGCGCGCGCUGCAGGAGCAGCUGGAGAAGGCCAAGGAAAGCCUCAAGCACGUGGAUGAGAACAUCCGCAAGCUCACGGGCCGGGACCCCAACGAUGUCAGGCCCCCUCAGAGCAGGCUGUUACCCAUCGCAGGCCCUGGUGGAGGUAGAGGCCGCGGUAGCUUACUGCUGAGGCGUGGAUUCUCGGAUAGCGGAGGAGGACCCCCAGCCAAACAGAGGGAUCUUGAAGGGGCAACCAGUAGGCUGGGUGGAGAAUGUCGGACAAGAAGAGAAUCACGCCAUGAAAGCGACGCAGAGGAUGAAGAUGUUAAAAAGCCGGCGUUGCAGUCUUCCGUUGUUGCUACCUCCAAAGAGCGAACACGUCGAGACCUUAUUCAGGAUCAAAAUAUGGAUGAGAAGGGAAAACAAAGGAAUCGACGUAUAUUUGGCUUGUUGAUGGGUACUUUGCAGAAAUUUAAACAAGAGUCCACAGUUGCUACUGAGAGGCAAAAGAGGCGUCAAGAAAUUGAGCAAAAGCUUGAAGUGCAGGCGGAGGAGGAGAGAAAGCAAGUUGAAAAUGAGAGGCGAGAAUUGUUUGAAGAAAGACGUGCUAAACAGACAGAAUUGCGGCUAUUGGAACAAAAGGUCGAACUUGCUCAGUUGCAAGAAGAAUGGAAUGAACAUAAUGCCAAAAUAAUUAAAUAUAUACGAACCAGGACAAGGCCCCAUCUGUUCUACAUACCUGGCCGGAUGUGUACCGCUACACAAAAGCUAAUGGAAGAGUCGCAGAAAAAGUUGAAUGCACUGUUUGAAAAUAGACGCAAUGAAUUUGCAGAGCAAAUUAACAAAAUGGAGGCCAGACCCAGAAGACAAUCUGUGAAGGACAAAGAACAGCAGGAGGUGCAGAAUGAAGAAAAGAAGGAAGAACAGAACAAGGAGCAGGAAGAGGGUAAGGUGGCUCAGCAGGUGGAAGAGUUGGAGACAGGUAACCAGAACAAUGAUGUAGAAAUGGAAGAGGUAGGGGAGGACAGAGGAAAAGCAGGUGCAGGUUAUAGUGAUGCAGAGAGAGAACAGGAGGAGGAGGAACAGAAACAUGAAAUGCAGGUUAAAGCAGAAGAGGCAACUGAGGUGAUGGAGAAUGACAGGCAACAGGAUAGUCAGCAGGAAGAGGUUCUGAUUGUGAAAAUGGAAGGUGACAGGAUUCAGUCAGUGGAUAAUGAGCAAGACAUGGUGGAAGUUAAUGAGGCAGAUAGUGUAGAACAUUUAGAAAAUGAAAAUGGCAAAGUUGAACUAGAAGUUGAGUGUGAUGCUCAGCCAGAGAAAGUGUGUGACACUCCUUCCCCUGAGAAGGAGAAAGCUAACAAACCAGAAACUGACACUGAACCUGAAGAGAAACAGGGAAAGGAAUCUGAAGCCCAGCCUGAGACUGAGGUUCAGCCUCAGCCAGAGGCUGUGCCACUGCCACAGCCACCUCCGUUGUCUCAGUCCAUUCAGGAUCAAGAGCCUCAGAUGGAAAAGGAUGAAGCCACUGUGGUGUCUGUAAAGGUAGUUGAGGCACAGACGGAUCAAAUUCAGGCAACAGGUGUAGAAAUUAAGAGUAAGACCAGGAGUAGAAGCAGGGGUAGGACACGGAACAAAUCUAGCAAGAGUCGAAGUCGUAGUAGCAGUAGUAGUACUAGCAGUAGUAGUUCAACCAGCAGUAGUAGUGGAAGUAGCUCUAGCAGUGGCAGCAGUAGUAGUCGCAGUAGUUCUAGCAGUAGCAGUAGCACUAGUGGGAGCAGCAGCAGAGACAGUAGCAGCAGUAGCAGUAGCAGCAGUGAGAGCAGAAGUCGAAGCAGAGGAAGGGGUCAUAAUAGGGACAGAAAGCGCAGGAGGAGUGUGGAUAGGAAGCGAAGGGAUACUUCAGGACAAGAUAGAAGUCACAAGUCUUCAAAGGGUAGUAGCAGAGAUGCAAAAGGCUCAAAGGAUAAAAGUUCAAGGUCUGACAGAAAGAGGUCUAUAUCAGAAAGUAGUCGGUCAGGCAAAAGAACUUCGCGGAGUGAAAGAGACCGUAAAUCAGACAGGAAAGACAAAAGGCGUUAACAGAAGAGACCAGGCUUCCCUAGCCUAAUCUUUGCAGCAGAAGAUUAUUUGAGUAAAAGGAUUCCUUAUGAGGAGGAGGAGAAGGCUGCCUUAACAAUUGCAUGCUGUAAAAAAAAAUCUUUUGGAAAAAUGCAGACUGUUUACCAGACACUUGUACUUUUUACAUAAUUUUGUAAAGGGUAACUUAUCAAAAUUAUGUGAAGUCCCCUCUUCCCAAAAUGUAAGAAAAAUGAAAUUAACCCUCCCUUUGCAUUUUUUUAAAUACCCUGUACUCAUUAAGAUUCUCUGUAUAUUUUAAUAGGUAAAUCUUUAAGUUGGUGUGAUCACUUCUACUUCUGUACCAUAAUUUUUUUUUGUAGAAAUAAAUGUGCAUUUUAAAUAAA